AUGGGGAACAUCAUGCAGCAUUAUGCUUACAGAAGAAUAAUGCUUCAAGAAAUAAAGUCAUAUGCUUUUUAUAGAGGACAAGUCUUCAAACUUCAUGAUUAUAUGUGUUUAUUUCUCAUCUCCGAGAGUCAAAUGAAAAGCUGCAUUCAGGUAUCCAGAGAACCUCUGGAACCACAUGGGAACCUGAUGGAGCCUCAGUGGAACCACCAGGACAAGUACUCCGAGGCUCUCAAAGAUGCCCAGGAGAAGCUGGAGCUGGCUGAAAAAAAGGCCACCGAUGCUGAAGCCGACGUCACCUCCCUGAACAGAAGCAUCCAGCUGGUUGAGGAGGAGCUGGACCGAGCCCAGGAGCGUCUGGCCACCGCUCUGCAGAAGCUGGAGGAGGCUGAGAAGGCGGCCGACGAAAGCGAGAGAGGCAUGAAGGUCAUUGAAAGCCGAGCCCAGAAGGAUGAGGAGAAGAUGGAGAUCCAGGAGAUCCAGCUGAAGGAGGCCAAGCACAUCGCUGAGGAUGCCGACCGCAAGUAUGAAGAGGUGGCCCGGAAGCUGGUCAUCAUUGAGAGUGACUUGGAGCGUGCAGAGGAGCGGGCCAAACUCUCAGAAGGCAAAUGCGCCGAGCUUGAAGAAGAAUUGAAAACUGUGACCAACAACCUGAAGUCACUGGAGGCUCAGGCCGAGAAGUACUCCCAGAAGGAAGACAAGUACGAGGAGGAGAUCAAGGUCCUUUCCGACAAGCUGAAGGAGGCAGAGACUCGGGCUGAGUUUGCAGAGAGAUCUGUAACUAAAUUGGAGAAAAGCAUCGACGACUUGGAAGAUAAGUUUCUUUGCUUCAGUCCUCCCAAGACCCCAUCAUCAAGCUGGAUGUCCCACCUCUCUGAGCUCUGCAGUCUGUCUGUCCUGCAGCUCACCCUGGCCGGCCGGCCCUUCCUUUUAGAGUCCCACACGGGGUCAGGCACGCCUGUGCCCUCUGUUGUACAGAAGCUCUUUCUUUGUGUAAAAUAAACACCUUGUAAGCUCAAAAAAUAAAAUAAAAUAAAAUAA
This is a messenger RNA of Erinaceus europaeus (western European hedgehog), 1038 nucleotides long. Its product is annotated as tropomyosin alpha-1 chain-like. Gene Ontology annotation, cellular component: actin filament. The record is from RefSeq and is a predicted model, not a curated record. The coding region runs from base 1 to 999 and encodes 332 amino acids. Gene Ontology annotation, molecular function: actin filament binding. The transcript is spliced from 3 exons. Gene Ontology annotation, biological process: actin filament organization; cardiac muscle contraction. NCBI's taxonomy places the organism in Eukaryota, Metazoa, Chordata, Mammalia, Eulipotyphla, Erinaceidae.